AUGCUGCGCCAGGUGUUGCACGCGGGCCUGCGGACCUCCUUCCACGCGCUGGGCCGGUUCGUGGCGAGCCACCCGGUGUUCUUCGCCUCGGCGCCCGUGCUCCUCUCCAUCCUGCUCGGCGCCAGCUUCAGCCGGUACCGCGUGGAGGAGGACGUGGAGAACCUGCUCGCACCCAAGCACAGCCUGGCCAAGAUCGAGGGCAACCUGGUGGACAGCCUGUUCCCGGUGAACCGGUCCAAGCACGCGCUCUACUCGGACCUGCAGACGCCCGGUCGGUACGGGCGCGUGAUCGUCACCAGCCGAAAGGGGAGCGUGCUGGACCCGGGUCACCUGGACACCAUACUGAAGCUCCACAGGCGGAUCUACCAGAUGCAGGUGACGGUCCCGGCCUCAGGCCUCAACAGCUUCAACUACUCCUUCUCCUACCUCUGCCUCCCGGACGACAAGAACGUCUGCAUCAUCGAUGACAUCAUCCGCGCCAUGGAGGAGAUCCAGUCGGCUCGCGCCUCCAACAUCUCCGCCCCGGUCCUGCGCUACCCGAUCACGCAGCUGGCGGACGGGCGCCAGGCGUACAUCGGACACCAGCUGGGCGGGGUGCAGGGGUGGGGUCCCAGCGGGGCGGUGCGAGGUCUGGGGACGGGGGGCAAAGGCGAAGGCGUGCGCUCUGCCCGGGCGCUGCAGCUCACCUACUACCUCCAAGCCCGCGGCGGCCUCAUGGACCGGGUGGCCGGCCAAUGGGAGAAGGCCUUCUGUGCGGAGUUGCAGCACUUUGCGGCGUUGCACCCGAAGCUGGGGCUCUACCCCUCCACUUCCUCUUCUCUGAGGACAGACUUCCAGUUCUCGUCAGUGCUGGCACAUCGCCCCCUGUUGGUCAGCUUGGGGGCGUGCGGCGUGUUGGCCGUCCUCUGCUGCUCUAUGAGGGACUGCGUCAGGUCCAAACCCUGGUUGGGACUCCUGGCUUUGCUGUCGAUCACACUGUCGGGCCUCACUGCUGCUGGGAUACUGAACCUGACCGGGGCCACCUACAACUCCACGUACCUGGGAAUCCCCUUCGUCAUGCUGGGUCACGGGCUCUUCGGCUCCUUCGAGAUGCUGUCCUCGUGGAGACGGACGCGGGAGGACCAGCACGUGAAGGAGCGCGUGGCGAGCGUCUUCGAGGACGUGAUGCUGCGGUUCUCCGGCUCCACCAUGCUCCACCUGAUGACCCUGGGCCUGGCCGCCUCGCCGCUCACCAACAUGGAGGCCGUCAGACUGUUCUGCCGCACCGCCGCCUUAGCCGUCACCAUCAGCUAUGUUUACAUGUUGUCCUUCUACAGCUCCUGUCUGGUGUUCACCGGCUACCUAGAGACGGGAUACCGACACGGCUGCUUCUGCCGGAGAGUCCCCAAACCGGACCGGCUGGACUCUAAACCGGCCUGGUACAGGUGUCUGAUGUACACCCGCUACCAGGACGAGACUCAAACCACCACCGCACCACACGGGGUCGCACACAGUCACGACUCUCACCUUUUGCUGGGGUGCGUGAGGCGCUGCUAUGGGGACUGGAUCACAAACACUUACGUCAAACCCUUUGUGGUUCUGCUGUACCUGGUUUACAUCUCCUUUGGAUUGAUGGGCUUUCUGCAGGUGACGCAGGGUUCGGACCCCAGUGCGCUGGUGGCCAUGGAUACAACGACAGUAUUGUACACCCGUGCCCAGCAGCGGUAUUUCAGCUCGUACUCCCCCGUCAUUGGAUUUUAUAUCUACGAAAGCGCCCCCUACUGGAAUGCGUCAGUGCAGCGGGACCUGCUGGAAUACGCCAAAGGCUUCCAGAGAAUCAGCUGGCUGGAGGCGUACCUGAACUACCUGUCGGACCGCAACCAGUCCACCAGCCAGCCGCGGGAAAACUUCACCCACACGCUCCGCCACGCCUUCCUCCACGAGCCGCAGUUCGCCCACUUCGCAGACGACAUCAUAUUUGCCGAGCGCGGUCAGGGCGAGGAGCCGGACGUGGCGGCGUCGAGGAUCUUCCUGGUGGCGAAGACGACGGAGAACAAGCGUGAGGAGAUGUCGGUGCUGCUGGACACGCUUCGGCGCUUGUCACUGACCUCGCGCGUUCGCUUCCUGAUCUUCAACCCCUCCUUCGUCUACCUGGACCGCUACGCUGCCGCGGUGAGCUCCCCCCUCAGACACUCACUGCUGGCGGUGCUCUUCCUGUUGGGUCUGUCCUCGCUGGCCGUGGUGGAGCCGCUGGUCUCCGUCUGGCUGGGCCUCACCCUGCUCUCCGUGCAGUUCGGCGUGCUGGGCUUCAUGACCUUGUGGGGUGUGGAGCUGGACUGCAUGUCCGUGUUGUGUCUGAUCUCGGCGUUGGGUCACUCGGCGGACUGCAGCGGGCCCCUCCUCUGUGGCUUUGCCUCGGGCCGGGGCGAGAGCAGGACUCGCUGGGUGAGAGUGGCGCUGGAGAGACACGGAGUUCCCUCGCUACAGACGCUCAUCUGCUACGGCGCCGCCCUGGUGCCGGUCGGCUCCGUGCGGUCCAACCUCACACACACACUGUUCCGCUGCCUCACCCUCACGGCCGGAUGCUCGGCGCUGCACACGCUGGCGUUCCUGCCCACCCUCCUCACCUUCCUGCCCCCCUCCAAGACCCAGGGCCAAGGGCCCGGAGGAGAGGGGCCGAGGCAGGAGGUGGAGUGUGUGGAGAUGAACGACAGCACGCGAGUGGUCGACCAGAUCACCACAGUCUGA
Molecule: messenger RNA, 2727 nt
Organism: Pleuronectes platessa (European plaice)
Lineage: Eukaryota; Metazoa; Chordata; Actinopteri; Pleuronectiformes; Pleuronectidae
Gene: ptchd1
Product: patched domain containing 1
Exons: 5
Coding region: 1-2727 (908 amino acids)
Biological process (GO): cognition; chemical synaptic transmission
Cellular component (GO): plasma membrane; synapse
Source: RefSeq, a predicted model, not a curated record